AUGAGAGCCCUUUCAGGAAAUUUCGAUAUUCGCACACACAUUGAUGGCCAUGGACAAAUCGCCGUCUUCCACAAUGGUCCCGGUAGCACCAUUAUGCUCCGGGCCGACAUCGAUGGUAUGCCAGUCCAGGAAAAGACGAAUUUGCCGUUCGCCAGCAAUAAGACUAUGGCCGACACCGGUGGAAUCAUCAAACCAGUCAUGCAUGCAUGUGGUCAUGAUUUCCAUAUUACUUCUCUUCUAGCGGCCGCAGAAACGUUGGUGACUGCACGAACAGCUUGGUCAGGGACUAUUGUGUUUCUGUUUCAACCAGGAGAAGAACGUGCUGCAGGAGCUCAGUACAUGGUCAAUGAUGGUCUCUACAAUAAGCAUGGAUGUCCGAUCCCCGAUGUGGUCCUCAGUCAACAUGUGUUCCCUCUCAAGGCAGGCCACACGGUAACCAGGUCAGGGCCAUUCAUGUCUGCUGCAGACAGUUUUAAGAUUACCGUUUAUGGUAGUAGUGGACAUGGAUCCCUCCCACAGAUGACUGUCGACCCUGUUGUCCUCGCAAGUCAUAUCGUUGUCCGGCUACAAACUAUAAUUUCAAGAGAAGUCCCACCCAAUGAGAUUGCUGUUCUUACCGUGGGCGCUAUCGAAGGUGGGAAUACUGAGAAUAUAAUCGCAGAUCAUGCUAUUCUCAAGGUCAAUAUUCGAUCUUCCAGUCAGAAAUGGAGGGCCAAGCUACUUACGGCUCUGGAAAGAAUCGUUAAAGCCGAAUAUUUGGCACCAAUUCUCCCCAGCAGCCGUUGA
Molecule: messenger RNA, 786 nt
Organism: Exophiala bonariae
Lineage: Eukaryota; Fungi; Ascomycota; Eurotiomycetes; Chaetothyriales; Herpotrichiellaceae
Exons: 1
Coding region: 1-786 (261 amino acids)
Molecular function (GO): hydrolase activity
Source: RefSeq, a predicted model, not a curated record